Pygoscelis adeliae (Adelie penguin) is the source of this 1986-nucleotide messenger RNA. It is a transcript of the gene HUNK, whose product is annotated as hormonally up-regulated Neu-associated kinase. Gene Ontology annotation, biological process: protein phosphorylation; intracellular signal transduction. Gene Ontology annotation, molecular function: ATP binding; protein serine/threonine kinase activity. The record is from RefSeq and is a predicted model, not a curated record. Gene Ontology annotation, cellular component: cytoplasm. The transcript is spliced from 10 exons. The coding region runs from base 1 to 1986 and encodes 661 amino acids. Lineage: Eukaryota; Metazoa; Chordata; Aves; Sphenisciformes; Spheniscidae.
AUGGGCGAGCUGCGGGGUCUGGGUGCGUGGGAUGAAGGACUGCUUUUGUUGCAGAGCUCUGAGGAAAGGACGAGCCAGGAGGAGGAUUUCGCGGUGCCUUUUGUUGCUCAGCUGGCACAAGCUGUUAAAUCUUUGUCUGGCGCAGAUGACCUGGACGUGGCAGUGAAAGUAAUUGACAAGAAAAGAGCCAAAAAGGACACCUAUGUCACCAAGAAUCUGCGACGGGAAGGGCAGAUCCAGCAAAUGAUCCGCCACCCAAAUAUUGCUCAGCUGCUGGAUAUACUGGAAACUGAAAACAGCUACUACCUUGUCAUGGAGCUGUGCCCUGGUGGCAACUUGAUGCACAAGAUCUAUGAGAAAAAAAGACUCGAGGAGCAUGAAGCACGCAAAUAUAUCCGGCAGCUUAUCCUGGCAGUUGAACAUCUUCACCGGGCAGGAGUAGUUCACAGAGACUUGAAGAUAGAAAAUCUGUUGCUAGAUGAAGACAACAAUAUCAAGCUUAUUGACUUUGGAUUGAGCAACUGUGCAGGCAUCUUGGGUUAUUCUGAUCCAUUCAGCACCCAGUGUGGGAGCCCAGCAUAUGCAGCCCCUGAACUUCUGGCAAGGAAAAAAUACGGGCCCAAAAUAGACGUUUGGUCCAUUGGGGUGAACAUGUAUGCAAUGUUGACUGGAACAUUACCUUUUACCGUGGAGCCAUUCAGCUUGAGAGCUUUAUACCAGAAAAUGGUGGACAAAGAAAUGAACCCUUUUCCCACCCAGCUCUCUGCAGCGGCCAUAAACUUUCUACGAUCUCUACUAGAGCCAGAUCCUGCAAAGAGACCAAACAUCCAGCAGGCACUUGCAAAUCGAUGGCUUAAUGAGAAUUACCCUGGGAGAGCACCACCUAAUGUCACAUAUCCAAACAGGAUUCACCUUGAGGACCUCAGCCAAAGCGUGCUGCUCCAUAUGACCGAGAAGCUCGGCUACAAGAACAGCGACGUCAUCAACACUGUGCUCUCAAACAGGGCAAGUCACACGCUUGCCAUCUACUUUCUACUUAAUAAGAAGCUGGAGCGCUACUUGGCAAGCCUUAGGAAGUCUGAAGGCCAGGACAAUAUUUGCCACAAGAACCAACUAUACCAGAUAGAAAAAUACAAGGCAAACAAAGACUCCUAUGAGGACAAAAAACUCAAAGAACAAGAAAAGAAAGGGGAGAUUCUUCACCGUCAGCUCCCAAAGAAAACUGAGAAAAGUCCAGUUUCAUAUAGACAGCCUUCUUCCUGUCUUAUCUCACAGAUACAGAACACCAAGGCUCUGCUGAAGGACCGGAAAGUCACCAAGACUGGAGGUCCAGAGAAAGACUCCAGCGGUGGGGUGAGCCCUUUCCACGAACCCCUGGCAACCAAGACGGGCUGCGUCACGUCCAGCUCCCUGGAGUACCUCGAAGUCCAGCAGCCGCCCCCCAGAACCCCUCGGCUCCUCAAGAGACAGGAGUCUCCGCAGCAGGAGCCAGCCCGGAUCGGGGGCCGGGUAAAGGACUCUCCUCUCAUCCUGAAUAUUGUGCACUCCUUCGAGCUGGUUGACAGAGAGGACCAAAUAGACCAGGUUUCCCCCUCUCAUCAGUACAGGAUUUUAGGCUCGCCAAUGAAUUUCCCUUACAAAAGCUCAAGUGAAAGGACACUGUCCCCGCUUUUUCAGCCAGGGAGUACAUCCCCCGUCCACCCCACCCAAGUCUCUUUCACAUAUGAAGAAAAAGCGUAUCCGGCAAAGGAAGAAGCAGUGUCCCCUACUCAGCUGGUUUCCAACAACCCCUUGGGCAGCCCUAACUGUGUUAAAAGCAGAGGCAGAUUCCCCAUGAUGGGGAUCGGACAGAUGCUGCGGAAGAGGAACCAGACGAUGCAGUCGGCGAGCGACAAGCCGCUGGAAGCGAGGAUGCCUCAGCUGCAGCAGAUGAGCCCUACGCAGAUUUCCUUCAAUGCAGCAGAUGCUGUCAGCGGCCAGUGUUAG